CUCUCGCGGCGUCGACGUCGAGUUGCAGCCGUGUGCCAUCAAGGGGGAAACGGGCCCCGCAUUGGACUGUGUGAGAGUCGCAUCGGCACAAGCAGAUGAGUCGCCACAGUUUCAUCGGCCGCCAGCAGAGAUAGAUGGCUCCUUUCAGGGGUAGUCGCGCACGACACGUCGCGACCCUAGCCGGUCUCGCACGCGCAACAGUGGAUUGCAUGACACUUUACAUUUCGACCGAAUCUCACAGUAGUCAGGUCAGAAAACAGGGAACGGGUCGGUACACGCGAGAGUCUACAUAUUUGAUGGAAAACGCGACGGACGAUGAGAAGCUUGUGCGGUCAAGAAGGAGUGGUGCUGAUGAAGGAGACGGGUGGUCGUCAUGAUGCGGAAAGAUGGGGAGGAACGCAGAGGGGGUAUCGAUUUCGUCACAGAG
Jaminaea rosea is the source of this 427-nucleotide messenger RNA. RefSeq lists its product as hypothetical. Bases 135 to 377 code for a protein of 80 amino acids. The transcript has a single exon. The record is from RefSeq and is a predicted model, not a curated record. Lineage: Eukaryota; Fungi; Basidiomycota; Exobasidiomycetes; Microstromatales.